UGAUUUCAAAAGCGAUUCUGACUAUUAAGAAUGAUUAGUAAUCACUUAUUUUUGAAACUUUUUCGUUCUGUCCUUAUAUCUGUCAAUUCAAAUUUGAAUCAUCCUACCUAAAAAAAAAAAAAAUACAAUCGCCACUAGGCAACAGUUAUUUAUUGAAUAUUAUUUCAUUUUCUAUUAAGAUUUCGAAAUUUGUGCCGGUGAAUAUUUUUUCUCCCGUCAAAAUUAUUAAUUAACUGCGAAAGUUUUCGAAUUCGUGCGUUUAUAAGUUGAAGUGCUUGUUUCCACGAUGACAGCUCUUAUAACCGACGUAAUGAGUUCCAUUGCUACCUUAAAGGACCGUAAAGGCUCGUCUCUCGAUGAAAUAAUCAAUCAUAUCAAUUCCCAAAGAAAAACCAAGUUGAAAAAUGCCUCUAUGCAAGUUAAGAAAGCUCUAACCACCGGAAUUCAAAAUGGUCUUCUAAAAAAAGCCAAUGGAAAGUUUAAAUUAGGUAUCAGCUCCAAGCAGUUCACCAUGUUCCAAAACUUCAAGAAUUUGGAAAAGAGAAGGGCUCCAGUCAAGGAAAUGCAAGCAAGAGGUAGACGUCAGCAAGGAAAACAACGCAGUCUUAUUAGAAGUGCAAAGAACAAGCAGAAAGAGGAAUCAUCAAGAAUAUCCAAGUUAGCCAAAAAUCUCAAGUUACCUAUAAUAGAAAUACGCAGUCGUGGACGACGCCCUAAGAAUACGAGAAGACGUAGACGAAGAACAAAGAGACGAAGACAUGAUGUACACACCAGAGCAGAGCCGAUGGAUCGCAGCAGACGUCCACGUCGUAAAGGAACGAAGCGUAGGCAGCGUCGGCCACGACGAUCAUCAAAAUAUGGAAGAAGGAAAUAGUGUCAUUAAACCAUGAAUCUCAUUGUAUUGAAACAUGAAACAUUUACUUUGUUAUAUUUACUCAUUUUAUUGUAUACAUUCACUCAAAUAUAUCAUCUCCAUGAUCAAA
Molecule: messenger RNA, 983 nt
Organism: Diorhabda carinulata
Lineage: Eukaryota; Metazoa; Arthropoda; Insecta; Coleoptera; Chrysomelidae
Product: histone H1, gonadal-like
Exons: 4
Coding region: 287-874 (195 amino acids)
Biological process (GO): nucleosome assembly
Cellular component (GO): nucleosome
Molecular function (GO): DNA binding
Source: RefSeq, a predicted model, not a curated record